Mizuhopecten yessoensis (Yesso scallop) is the source of this 4790-nucleotide messenger RNA. RefSeq lists its product as uncharacterized. The transcript is spliced from 7 exons. The record is from RefSeq and is a predicted model, not a curated record. NCBI's taxonomy places the organism in Eukaryota, Metazoa, Mollusca, Bivalvia, Pectinida, Pectinidae. The coding region runs from base 333 to 2171 and encodes 612 amino acids.
CUUCCUGUCAACUUCCAGUGUUUACAUCUUGAUGGUGCAAUGCCGAACAACCACGCCCACCGGCUUGCGUAUUGCACAAAACUUACGGAAAGUCCUGACAUAGCAUGCAAUAGGCUAAAUUUACUUUAUAACGGACCUCUCUUGCUGCCAUUCGCAAAAUUUUGCUUAGUCGAUGAUCACGAUCAUCACCUGAUCACACACGGGUUUACCGUACAUUAUUGUAAUAUGCAGAUAUCUUGACGUACAGAAUAACUGUUUUCUUUUGUAUAAAUAAUCAAAAACAGGAGAAUUAUCAAUUUCAAGUUAACAAAUUCUAUUUGGAAUAGGUAAAAAUGCCCGGACGAGGAGGAAGGGGGAGGGGACGUGGACGGGGCCGGGGCCGGGGCAGAGGAGGAUAUCGUGGCGGUUUCCAGCAGGCGGACCACACGUCUCGGGCUCCCGAUGAGGUCGAAAUUGCGCUUGCCCCCGACGAUCUGGACAUAAACGGAAACGCUAGUAGUUACUUUAUGGGAAAUGUGACAUUUGACCAACAUUUCAAAGGUCAGGAAGCUAACAGAGACAGAUAUGCAGCAGCGAUGGAUGUGAUGGUUAAAAAUGGAGUGGAAAUACCGCUGAAUGCUCGUGCCAGGUCUUUAGCUGCUGCUUGGGCAAGGAAUGACACAGAUUUGUCUGAAGCCUUGCUGCGUUUGAAGGGAAGCUUCGGUCUAGUGGAGGUACUGAAAGCUGUUACCUUGCUGGAUGCAGGGCGAUGUGCCAGGACAGUGGAGAGGAGAAUAAGACAGCUUCAGAUCCAAAAGACUCCAGUCAAAUCAAAAACACUUGGAAAACUUAAAUCCGACCUGGAUAAUUUGCUGGUCCUUAAAACCUCAGCCGGAUCAGCUUCAGGUUCAGUCAGUAAACAUGUAAAGAAAUGGGUCCAAACCCUCACAGCUGAUGAACUGGAAUUCUACGCUCUACACUUCCCAACAGAACCAUGGAAGAAACUGGCUGAUAUUUGUCAUUUCAAACCUGAAAAGGAUUUCCAUAUGUUGCCAUGGUUUUUACCCUUCUGUUUUGGAGCAUCAGCCCCCGAGGGAUCCCUUGUUUUACACUGCCGCAAUGUGACAGCAGAAAAUGUCAAUGACCUUCUCAAAGAGUAUGCAAUUCCAUACAGCCACAUCAAACCACUCACCGACAAACUGACCGAUGAGUCUAAAGGUCGUGUGGCUCAUAAGGAGGUCAAACUGGACACAGCCUUAUGGUACUAUGAGGAUCUGCAGUGCAAGGAAGUUGACCAGGCUAUUCAGGGCAGACUGGACGCUGGUCAUAAGGUCACUCUGGCCACUGGAAAACUGAUGGAGAGGUUACUUGUCCUGCGGAUGAUUCGAGAGGGAAUAUCACUGCAGUCAUUGGAUGAGAUAUAUUUCAAAUGGGAUUGGGAGAGAUUACCUGAUGGUCCAGAUAUUUUUGAGAGGACCCCUGAUCACAGCAAGGCUUCAUUUUUCCAGAGCUUACUGAUACAUGCAGAGAAAAGACUUCAGGAUGUCAAUCUACCAUUGGAAGCUCCUAUUGUUGUGAUGGGAGAUGCCUCCGGGUCAAUGGAGGUGGCCAUCAGGACAAGCUCUAUCAUAGCAGGAAUUUUAACAGCCGUCACCUCAGCUAAACUAGUCUUUUUUGAUGACGAGAAUCGUGAAGCACCAUUCUUGCCAAAAACUGUUGAGGAAAUUUUGAAUCUUGCCAUAUCAACUAAUACCGGUGGGGGAACGACUCCCGCUGCCAGUCUAUACCCGUUCUAUAAACACAAGGAGACCGUGAAAACUUUUAUUGUUGUGACGGACGAGGAAGAAAAUGGUGAAGUGGAGGUAGAUGAGGAUGGGACAAAGACAAAAUACUUGUUCAGUAAACUGUUUAAGAGAUACUAUGAAGAAGUGUAUCCGGCCAAACUUGUGUUUGUGUCCUUUCUCGGCCAGACCCAGGAAGGACAGAUGGUCACAGAGCUCAAGGAGGCAGGCUUCCAACCUCUACAAUACAAGUUUGACAAGAACAGACCUGACCUGUCCAAACUUGACCGCAUGUUUGGACUCAUGUCCACGGAGACGGUCACUUUUGAUGAGGAAAUGGACCACGUGGAAAAGAGAAUUAAAACAGAAGGGCUGAAGAAAGUGUUUGAGAAACUGAAGAAUGAAACCUGAUGAUGUGGAAUUUUUAUUUUGAAUUUGUACAAAAUAACUAAGAUUUGUUUUCAUGUAAAGAAGUUAUGAUUGAUGGGGUUGCAUGUACAGUGUAUGUAUAUUUAUGUUCCUAUGAAUAUGUGAGAUGAGAGGAUGUCAAGUGUAGUUUUACUGAAAACAAUUAUUUAUUGUCACUUCCAAAUUUUAUUUUCAUUUUCAUUUUUCAUUUUCUAAUUAAUAAGUUGCAAUUGUUUAAGCAUAAUAUUAUUAUGAAAUUACAUAACGGUAUUCCUGAAAAUGGAGAGAUAUAAUUUACUAUAAUAAUCGAACAGUGACGGGGAUAGAUGCAAUAUACCAUGCCGUACCUACACAGUAGAUAAGGCCGUACCUACACAGUAGAUAAGGCCGUACCUACACAGUAGAUAUGGCCGUACCUACACAGUAGAUAAGGAAGGGAAGUAUUAUGACGGUGUUGCUGUCAGAUUUAUGAUGAAUUGGAAAGUAAUACACAUAAUGAACAAAAACAAUAAAGUCAAUGAGAUGUUCACCUUUGAAGUGUAUGCAUUUUACAUCAGCAAGUUUGUCAUUUUGACGGAUUUUAAAUUCUACGUAAAGGAGCUGUAAGGCAUCUCUGUACAGUCCCUAUAUACUGUUUUCAGCUGACCUGACGUAAAGUGCCUGUGUGCCUAUAUACUGUUUUCAGCUGACCUGACGUAAAGUGCCUGUGUGCCUAUAUACUGUUUUCAGCUGACCUGACGUAAAGUGCCUGUGUGCCUAUAUACUGUUUUCAGCUGACCUGACGUAAAGUGCCUGUGUGCCUAUAUACUGUUUUCAGCUGACCUGACGUAAAGUGCCUGUGUGCCUAUAUACUGUUUUCAGCUGACCUGACGUAAAGUGCCUGUGUGCCUAUAUACUGUUUUCAGCUGACCUGACGUAAAGUGCCUGUGUGCCUAUAUACUGUUUUCAGCUGACCUGACGUAAAGUGCCUGUGUGCCUAUAUACUGUUUUCAGCUGACCUGACGUAAAGUGCCUGUGUGCCUAUAUACUGUUUUCAGCUGACCUGACGUAAAGUGCCUGUGUGCCUAUAUACUGUUUUCAGCUGACCUGACGUAAAGUGCCUGUGUGCCUAUAUACUGUUUUCAGCUGACCUGACGUAAAGUGCCUGUGUGCCUAUAUACUGUUUUCAGCUGACCUGACGUAAAGUGCCUGUGUGCCUAUAUACUGUUUUCAGCUGACCUGACGUAAAGUGCCUGUGUGCCUAUAUACUGUUUUCAGCUGACCUGACGUAAAGUGCCUGUGUGCCUAUAUACUGUUUUCAGCUGACCUGACGUAAAGUGCCUGUGUGCCUAUAUAUUGUUGUGUGGCAUCUGUCAUGUGUAUUCCUUGUGUCAAUUUUAUACUUCUAUUACAACACCCAUAUUCAAUGUCAUAGGAAUAAAAAAAAUGUUAAAACAUAAACAGUGCUUUAUUUACUAUACAGUAACUAUGAGGCCUUGAGUACAGAUAUUUGGCCUGCAGCUAAAUUGCAUGAAGAAAUUAAAGAGCUACCCACUUUGCAUAACUGCCAUAUAUCCUCUUCAAUUGCUGAUACAAUAUACCGUACUUAUUGAAUUGAUUUUAGCUGCUUUAAAAAUAUGUUGUCAACACCAUGAAACAGCAAAUAAGCAACACUGCCCUUCUUGUUUAUCCUAGCAUGUGUUUGGUUAUAAUAUCUUAAGAAAAUAUAUUAUAGGGCAAAAGCUGUACUUAAUAAAUGGAAGUUUUGUUAGUUUUAUAUUUAACAGACCAGUGCCUAUUUUUAUGUUUUACUUGAAAGCCCAAGUUUUUUGUACAGAUCUAGACAUGGUGUUGAAGCGAUUCACUUGUAUGUUACACAUGUAGACAUAUUGUGAAGCGAUUCACUUGUAUGUUACACAUGUAGACAUAAUGUGAAGCGAUACACUUGUAUGUUACACAUGUAGACAUAAUGUGAAGCGAUGCACUUGUAUGUUACACAUGUAGACAUAAUGUGAAGCGAUUCACUUGUAUGUUACACAUGUAGACAUAUUGUGAAGCGAUACACUUGUAUGUUACACAUGUAGACAUAAUGUGAAGCGAUACACUUGUAUGUCACACAUGUACAGAUGUCAUAAAUAACACAGAAUCAAACAUUUAUUGACAGACUAUUAACGGUAAAUCCAAAAAUUCUUAAUAAAGGUGGUUGCUUGAGUAGGUUUACUAUAAUCAUCCUUAUCACAAAAAAACCUAUGUUUCCUGUUUGUUUUAUACUCCAUUUGACUGUAUAUCUAUGUCCUGGUAGUCAGUUGAUAUAGCUACUUUGUUUACAUAAUGUGGUAUUUGUGUUUUUAUAGGUUGCUCCUAUUCGGCGGAGUAACAUUUUGUAUUGUCAGAAUUUUUUCUUUCCAACUGGAAGGAGCCUGACAAUUUGUGAUGCCAUGUUAUUCUACCUCAGCCUUAAGAUGUACAUUACACAUGGGUAUAUGUCAAUAAAUAAUGACUUUGGCCAUGGGAAGUCUAUCCAAUAAACAGACCAGCUUUAAGUCUGUGUCCUUGUUGUGUUUUAUGAUAUUAUUGCAUAAUUCAUGUUGACCUGUGAUAUAUGAUAAUUUUUUGUACAAUUGAAUAAAAGAUAAAAUGGUA